GCGAGUGGGGAAUACAUUAGCACAAAACUUGAAAAUAUUCUACCACAACUCAAUCCGUAAUGAACGGUUACGAUGUGAAUCACAAUUACGGCGUCAGCAGAUAACACGCGAUCGUCGCGCGUUUUGCACUGGUUAACAUUGCUGGUAAAUCACACGCACCAAGAACCAAAAUGACGAUCGAACAAUCGGAGUAUUCGACGGACGUCGUCCCCAGUGUGUGCCUCAGUCCAAAUCUCGGUUCAAACGUUGAUCGGUACACAAUCGCAAACGAGCCUACCGGAUGUGUGCUCUCGAACGACAACCAAAUUCAAAUGGCCGCUGACGAUCUAAUGCUCAAUCAAAACACGUACAUUGUGGAAAACUCAAACGACGUGGUCAUUGGUCCGGUCACACAUUUUCAUUGUCCGGUUACCAUCAUUCAAAACGCACAAGACGGUUCCAGCAUUAAUAGUUCCAGAGGAUCUCUUCCAUCAUCAAAAGAUGUGAAUCUACACAAAGAAAAUGCUUGUGAUAACCAUGUUAUCACAUCGAAACAUCAACAAAAAGAUAAUAACGGCACGCCAAAUAAAUGGUCAUUAUGGAGACAGUUCAAAACUCGUCGAAAACUAUUCAACAUUAUCCUAAUCGCGAUUACUGUGGUGUCAUUCGCACUUGCCGUGUCGAUUGCGAUAAUAUUCAUACAGGAUUCAAGCACUGAUGCUACCUUCACAACGGCACAUAUUGAUAAAAAUAUGUCCGACCAGUGUCCGACCUCCAGCGACGACAACGACGACAACGAGACUUUACCCUUCGAUCCCGAGGCAAUUCAAAUGAUUCCAAGAAGAAUGUGGGGUGCACGACCUCCGCUUAGCGUCCGGUUGUUGGAAACACCAGUGAAGUAUAUAAUAGUCGCACACACCGUGAGCAGACCCUGCUUUUCACUGGAAACCUGUGCGGGAAUUCUGCAAUCAUUGCAAAGCUAUGCGGUGGAUCACAGAUCCCCUGAUAUUGGGUACAAUUUUUUGAUUGGCAGCGAUGGUAACAUCUACGUGGGACGAGAUUGGAACGCUAUAAACUAUUUGCAGAAUCAUAGUAUAGCUGUGGCGUUCAUAGGCAACUUUUCAUACGAUGAGUUUACGAAGAAGAUGCAAAUGGCGCUGCAGAAGCUUAUCACCACUGGGUUGGUGUGGGGAGCCCUACGGGAGGAUUACAUAUUGUUGAGUCACAGUCAGACUGGGGGCACGAUGAGUCCCGGAAUGAAAAUUCGCUGUGAAAUUGAAAAAUGGGAGCAUUAUUAUGACAAAGACUAUAUUGAGAUUCCGAAAAUGGUCUCGGAAGUGCCUGACGUACGGCCGCCGACCCAAGAUGGCGGCCAGGGCGGGGACGACCUCAUUCUGGACCUGCACCCGCACAAAGUUCACCUCAAUCAACAACAAGACGUAACCUAUAUACAAUCUUCGGAUUGCUCUAGUGAUAGUGAUGAGAAUGAACCUAGUAUGGGCUAUGAUAAUGCCCUUGCAGUGAACCCAUCCGGAAAUGACAAUAAUACACCGAAUGUUUUCGUGUCGGAUUCGAGUGAUGUUCAUGUGGGGACAAAGAACAUUUAUCAAGGACCAGUGACGAUAAAAAAGAUCGUAUACGCUGGUAAUGGUGGCGGUGAAGUGCCGGACGUGCUGCAAAAUGGCGGCGCGCUGACCAACGGGACAUUAAAAUGUGAUAAAGACACAAGUGAUAGUACAGAUAUUGAUAACAAAACGGACAAAGCCGGAGACAAAAAUGAAAACAACCUCAAGGCUCACAUUAGCAAAUUAAGAUACAACAAACCGUUGCUUAUAACAGCGAUAGUCUGCACACUUGCUAUCAUUGGAAUGAUUGCGCUGUUGUUUCUUUUACUGCGCGGUGGCAACACAUCAAACAGAUACCCGACUGAUAGCGACGAACAACUCGGCCGACCUUCAGUCGAUCCACCUCUUGAUCCUGCUGAGCUUCCUCCGCAACGAGUGAAGAUGAUUCUACGUCGUGAGUGGUUGGCACAACCUCCAAAGCAAGCUUUGGACAACCUUACAACUCCAGUACCUAUGGUGGUCAUAUGGCACUCAGCAACUGAAAACUGUACAGACCAAUCAUCAUGCACGCUGUUGGUGAAGUCCAUACAACGUUUUCACAUGUUAUCCCAAAACUGGUGGGAUAUAGGUUACAACUUCCUCGUGGGUGGAGACGGGUAUGUCUACGAGGGACGCGGUUGGACCUCCGAAGGGUCCCACACGAAGUUCUACAAUAAGAGGAGUAUUGGUAUUGCGUUUGUUGGUACUUUUACCAAUUAUAUGCCACCGCAAAGACAACUCAACGCCGCACGUAACUUAAUCGCCUUGGGGGUUAACGAGUCGUACAUCCAACCGGAUUAUAAGCUAUACGCCUCGAGACAAUUGUCUGUCACGGAGAGUCCGGGUCAAAUGUUGUAUGAAGAGUUGAUUACAUGGCCGCACUGGGCGGAGACGCCUAAGUCCAGACAUUAGUUAUGUUUUAAUUUUGUGAAUAUUUUGUGAUAUAAAGACUGAUGAAUCGAUA
Messenger RNA from Dalotia coriaria, 2547 nucleotides. RefSeq lists its product as uncharacterized. Lineage: Eukaryota; Metazoa; Arthropoda; Insecta; Coleoptera; Staphylinidae. Gene Ontology annotation, biological process: peptidoglycan catabolic process. Gene Ontology annotation, molecular function: N-acetylmuramoyl-L-alanine amidase activity; zinc ion binding. Bases 171 to 2495 code for a protein of 774 amino acids. The record is from RefSeq and is a predicted model, not a curated record. The transcript has 5 exons.